Maniola jurtina (meadow brown) is the source of this 792-nucleotide messenger RNA. RefSeq lists its product as uncharacterized. Gene Ontology annotation, cellular component: chitin-based extracellular matrix. The transcript is spliced from 7 exons. Gene Ontology annotation, molecular function: structural constituent of chitin-based larval cuticle. NCBI's taxonomy places the organism in Eukaryota, Metazoa, Arthropoda, Insecta, Lepidoptera, Nymphalidae. The coding region runs from base 94 to 792 and encodes 232 amino acids. The record is from RefSeq and is a predicted model, not a curated record.
UAUUUUGCAAUGUGUAGGUAAUACUUUGAACCAACGAAUACCUAGCCACAAGUUACAAGAACUAGCUGCUGAAGUGUAUUUGUAAUAAAUACUAUGUGGAAAUUAGCAAUUUACCUAUUUCCGUAUGUUGUACUUCAAUACCAUAUAAGGCCAAGUCAUGGAGUAAUUUAUACUUAUGAGGACGUGGAACUGAGAAGAAUAUUUGCCAGUGAAUUUCCUCAAGAUACUAUUAGGAAAAGUGGAGCUUUAGACCCAGAACACUUGGGCCGUUACGAAGAAUUGAAGAAUUAUUAUAAAAACCCUAAGGCUAAAAUCAAUAGUCACUUCGAAGAAUUAACGUGUUAUAAUAAGGAAGAAGGAAAAAUGUGUAGAGUGGACAUGGACCGAUAUUCCCCCGAAGAAGACCAAUACUACAUGUCACCGAACAAAGAGAGUCAUAUCGACCGCCGCCGACUCCUGGUCCUUUUCUUGGUUAGUGCAGUAUCUGCUGCACCACAAAAUCCUCAAGAUGUGCAGAUCUUACGAUACGAGUCUAAUAAUGCUGGUCUGGAUUCGUACAAUUUCGUGUGGGAGACGUCCGACGGCAGUAAACAUGAAGAACAAGGUCAACUGAAGAAUCAAGGAACGGAAAACGAGGGCUUCGAAGUUCGGGGGGAAUACGGGUGGAUUGGCCCCGACGGUGUCACUUACCUUAUCACCUACGUGGCUGAUGAGAACGGAUUCAAACCCCAGAUCCAACAAGGACCAGGGGGUGCAGUCCCAUCAGCUGUUAUAGCGUCUUUACUAGGAUAA